CAGAGUAGUAAACAUUAGACACGCGUCCAAAAAAAGCCGCUCUCCAAAAUGAACCUCGGACCUCGGGUAUGUGGCGUAACUCGAUCGGUCAAUCCAAUCAGUAAUUUUAUUUCACGGCGAACCGAGCCUGUCGAAGUUCGCGUUCAGUUCAGUUAUCAAAUCCGCUGAUUGGAUGUGCUCCACGGAAUUGCUUCGCAGAAAUACGUCCGACAUCCUUGUACCUGCAGACAUCGAAAAGAAAAAUAUAAAUUUAAAGAAAAAAAAUAACGCAGAAAAAGUGCGCGUGUUACACAGCUACAAAUGUGUGUCCAAUUAUUUGGGAUUACCUAGGCAUUCGGCGCAGAGUUUCUUCGAUUUGUUUUGGUUUUUAAACUUUUGAAGGUAACUCUCAUUGUUCCCAAUUCUGCAAAUAUGAAGAGAAAUUGUGAUAAUGAUCCAAGAAGCCCCAUCAAGCUGGCUCUUCCCUUAAGUAGCGCCUCCCCACCGGUUCUGUGGGGGGCAAGGCGUAAAACAGGACUUGUCUACAGCCGAAACGACAUUUAUUACAACCGGCUGGAACGACACAGCGCGAAAAUUCAUAGGUGCUUGCAUCUGCGCAACAGCGAGGAGUCUCGGAUGCCAGGCGAAGGUGGCGGUGCAGAGUCGGGAUUACACCGGCUACACCGAAACUGCUAUGACCCAGAAUAUGCACGGAUGGAAGCAUGGCUGGACGAGCAUCCGGAUUUCGUGCAGGAUUAUUUUUUAAGGAAGGCCACUCGUCAAGUGGUGGAUUCUUGGCUCGUGUCCCAUGCGACGCCAACCUCUUCCAGCGUGGAGCUAUCCUCGCCCACGCACAACCAGUCGAGGGGCGGCUCGGGGGCGACCACCCCCGUUCGCAAGAUCUCAGCCCACGAGUUCGAAAGGGGUGGCCUUCUGAAGCCAAUGAUCAGCACCAUCGAUGGUACCCCGACCUUCCUCACCAGCACAGAAGGACAGACUGGAAGUGGUCCAGGACACAGUCCGACGCCCGGCAGGCGGCAGCGCCGCUCCAGGCACGAGCUGAGACAGCUGGACGAAAAAGAGCUGAUCUUCGAACUGGUGAAGGAUAUCUGCAAUGAGCUGGAAGUGCGCUCGUUGUGUCACAAGAUCCUGCAGAACGUUUCGAUGCUCCUGCACGCAGAUAGGGGAUCUCUGUUCCUCGUGCAGGGUGAGAAGGCCACCUGCCAGACAGUCGGUCCGCAUUCCCAACGAGGGCGAUAUCUAGUCUCAAAGCUGUUCGACGUCUGCUCAAAGAGCACCUUGAUCGAGAUGGAAAAGAAGGAUGAGAUCAGGAUACCCUGGGGCACCGGCAUUGUUGGCUACGUUGCGGAGAGCGGCGAUCCCGUUAAUAUUCCCGACGCGUACAAGGAUGAAAGGUUCAACCAUGACAUCGACGUUCUGACUGGAUAUAAGACGAGGACGCUCCUCUGCAUGCCCAUCAAAGAUACCAACGGCGAUGUUCUCGGGGUGGCGCAGGUAAUAAAUAAGGUCGGGGAUGCUCCGUUCACGGAACAGGAUGAGAAGAUCUUCUCUAGCUACUUGCAAUUCUGCGGGAUCGGCCUGAGGAACGCUCAUUUGUACGAGAAAUCCCAGCUGGAGGUGAAGCGUAAUCAGGUGCUUCUAGACUUGGCUCGAAUGAUCUUCGAAGAGCAGAGCACGAUUGAGCAUGUAGUAUUCAGGAUUCUGACACACACGCAGAGCUUGAUUCAGUGCCAGAGGGUGCAGGUGCUGCUGGUUCAUCAAGCAUCCAAAGGCAGCUUCUCGCGGGUGUUCGAUUUCGAGGCAACCGAUUUAAAUGGUGAAGACAGCGAGUCCCGUACAAGCCCGUACGAAAGUCGCUUCCCCAUAAACGUAGGGAUCACCGGAUACGUGGCCACGACAGGAGAGACGGUCUCGAUACCUUGCGCUUACGAGGAUCCACGUUUCGACCACAGCGUUGAUGAUGGCACAAACUUCAAGCACAAGACCAUACUGUGCAUGGCGAUCAAGAACUCCUCCGGUCAAAUAAUCGGUGUCAUCCAGUUGAUCAACAAAUUCGAUGAUCUUCAGUUCACCAAGAACGACGAGAACUUCGUGGAAGCGUUUGCAAUCUUCUGCGGAAUGGGAAUCCACAAUACGCAUAUGUAUGAAAGAGCAGUUGUGGCCAUCGCCAAACAGAGCGUCACGCUUGAAGUGCUUUCCUAUCAUGCCACUGCUAGUCUUGAUGAUGCUCAACGGUUAAGAAAAAUGAGAGUUCCUUCAGCUGCGAAUUUCAGGCUCCACGAAUUCACGUUCGAUGAUUACAUCAUGAACGAUGAUGAAACGAUCACUGCCUGCAUAAGAAUGUUCCUUGAUCUGGAUCUAGUCGAGCGAUUUCACAUGGACUAUGAAGUCCUCUGCAGAUGGUUGCUUUCUGUUAAGAAGAAUUACAGGAACGUGACGUACCACAACUGGAGGCAUGCCUUCAACGUGGCUCAAAUGAUGUUCUCCAUUCUGACUGCUACGCAGUGGUGGAAAAUAUUCGGGGAGGCCGAAUGUCUUGCUUUAAUUAUCGGCUGUCUAUGCCACGAUCUGGAUCAUCGAGGAACCAACAACUCCUUCCAAAUAAAAGCUUCUUCGCCCUUAGCACAAUUAUAUUCAACUUCAACGAUGGAGCAUCACCACUUUGAUCAGUGCAUCAUGAUUUUGAAUUCGCCGGGAAACCAACUUCUUGCCAACGUUUCACCAGACGAGUACUCGCGUGUUAUAAGAAUCGUGGAAGAAGCUAUUCUUUCCACCGAUUUGGCCGUGUACUUCCGGAAACGCGGAGCUUUCUUUAACAUAGUCAGAGAAGGACCCAGGUUUAAUACAGAGGAGCACAGGGAGCUUCUGAGGGCCAUGCUUAUGACAGUUUGCGAUUUGGCCGCAAUAACCAAGCCGUGGGAUGUGGAAAAACGCGUUGCCGAAUUGGUUUCUUCCGAAUUUUUCGAGCAGGGCGACAUUGAAAGAGAGGAGUUGAACAUUACCCCUAUUGAUAUCAUGAAUAGGGAAAAAGAGGACCAAUUACCGCUGAUGCAAGUUGGCUUUAUAGAUUCCAUUUGCUUACCUAUCUACGAAUCUUUCGCUGCACUCUCCGAUAAAUUAGAGCCUUUGGUUGAUGGUGUUCGGGAGAACCGCGAUCAUUGGUUGGAGAUUGCGGCAGCACAAAGUUUGAUACCUAGUGAAAGUAUGGAGAAGGAUUCCAAUGAUAAUAUGACCAUUUCGAAGCCCAGCACACCGGACUCCGAUGCUCCAAGUUCACCAGUGCACAACUACAAUAGUGAUUAAAACUACAGAAACAAACCAACAAAAUGAAACCAGAAGUAUUUAAGGAAGUCGGGGGAGAGUGUGAGAGAGAGAAAUUGUUUGGAAGAGGGUUUUACGUGAUUCGGAUUUGAAACUUGUGUAUUUAUAUGUAGAUAAAGUUAAUUUAUUAAAAAAAAGACUUAAAUUGAUAAUAGAUUUAGC
This is a messenger RNA of Nicrophorus vespilloides, 3483 nucleotides long. Its product is annotated as dual 3',5'-cyclic-AMP and -GMP phosphodiesterase 11. The record is from RefSeq and is a predicted model, not a curated record. The transcript is spliced from 18 exons. Gene Ontology annotation, molecular function: 3',5'-cyclic-GMP phosphodiesterase activity; protein binding; 3',5'-cyclic-AMP phosphodiesterase activity. Gene Ontology annotation, biological process: signal transduction. The coding region runs from base 412 to 3303 and encodes 963 amino acids. NCBI's taxonomy places the organism in Eukaryota, Metazoa, Arthropoda, Insecta, Coleoptera, Silphidae.